CGCCUGCUGCCGCGGGGCUGAGAGCGGCUAGUUCAGUGGGCGUCGCUUCCGGCCCUAUCUCGCCGCGCCGGCCAGAGCCAGUUUGCCCCGCACAAAUAGCGCAGCUGAGGCGUCUGCUCGGCAGAGUCCCGGGCUCACUGAACAUUGGCUAGGGCGCUCGGCGCUGUGUAGCCAGAGUCAUGGUGUAGUUAGGUCGACCUAACCCCCGCUGUUCUUCCAUCGACCCCGCUGCGGCCUCUGGGAGAGGUGGAUUAAGUACAGCAGUGGAGAAACCCCUUCCAUUGGCGUAGGAAGCGUCUACAUUUCAGUGCUGUGGUGGCACAGCUGCUGUAAUGUGUAAACAGACCCCGAGAAGACAAUACUGACGCCUUAUUGCCUGCUCUUUCACAAUGAAAGCCAUGGAGGAUCAAGUGGUGCAAGAAGAACUAGGGUACCAGGAUGAUGAGGAAUCCUUGUUUCAGGAUAUUGACCUGUUACAGAAACAUGGAAUUAAUGUGGCUGAUAUUAAAAAGCUGAAGUCCGUGGGAAUCUGUACCGUCAAAGGGAUCCAGAUGACAACGAGGCGGGCAUUGUGCAAUGUGAAAGGGCUUUCAGAGGCCAAAGUGGACAAGAUCAAAGAAGCAGCCAACAAGCUAAUUGAACCCGGAUUCUUGACUGCCUUUGAGUACAGCGAGAAAAGGAAGAUGGUGUUUCAUAUCACCACUGGGAGCCAGGAAUUUGAUAAACUAUUGGGUGGUGGGAUUGAAAGCAUGGCAAUCACAGAGGCCUUUGGAGAAUUCCGAACAGGCAAAACCCAGCUUGCCCACACCCUUUGUGUGACAGCUCAGCUUCCAGGAGCAGAUCGCUACACAGGAGGAAAAAUUAUCUUCAUUGAUACUGAAAACACUUUCCGUCCAGAUCGUCUUCGUGAUAUCGCUGAUCGCUUCAACGUAGACCAUGAUGCAGUGCUUGACAAUGUGCUGUAUGCACGUGCAUAUACCAGUGAACAUCAGAUGGAGUUGCUUGACUACGUAGCAGCCAAAUUCCAUGAGGAAGCUGGAAUCUUCAAGCUAUUGAUCAUUGACUCCAUAAUGGCGCUCUUCCGUGUAGAUUUCAGUGGCCGUGGGGAGCUGGCUGAACGGCAACAGAAACUUGCUCAGAUGCUAUCAAGGCUCCAGAAAAUCUCAGAAGAAUAUAAUGUGGCUGUGUUUGUGACCAAUCAGAUGACUGCUGAUCCAGGAGCAACUAUGACUUUUCAGGCAGACCCUAAGAAGCCCAUUGGCGGCCACAUCCUUGCUCAUGCUUCAACCACAAGGAUUAGUUUGCGGAAAGGAAGGGGGGAGUUGCGUAUUGCCAAGAUAUAUGACAGCCCUGAGAUGCCUGAAAAUGAAGCUACAUUUGCAAUAACUGCUGGAGGGAUUGGGGAUGCCAAAGAGUAGAUGGAAAACUGGUGCAAAUCUCCAUUUGAAAACAGCCCAUGCACCUCAGAUGAAGCCAUGGUAUCCAAGGUCUGACUCCUUGGUUACUUAGUGUUUUUCAUACACAAUUUGGAAAGUUUAAAAUUAGAAGAAUGCCGGGAAGAGCUUUUUAGGUAUCAUAUUUCAAUAAUCUUAACAGUUCCUGGUUCACCUUAGUGCUAUUUUAAAAUGAUCUUUCAAGCAGCCAGAAGUUGAAAAUGCACAGAAAUGUGACCUAUUCAAGGAAUACCUUCCUUGUGGUUCAGGAGAAGCAAAGCUGUUUUGUCACAUGGGCUUAAUGUGCACUUUUUAUAGUUUCUUGGGAAAGGAAUGUCUUUGGAAUAGAAUAUAUUGGCAUAGAAUAGAAUGGAACAGCAUUGAAACACAGUUUUUAAAAAAUAAUGAGUAACUAGCAGACAGAGGGAAAGUGCAGUGAAAGAGAGAGAAGAAUGGGUGAACUUCCUAAUGUUUCAUUGACAGUAGAGGAAUGAUAGUUGCUUGAAAAGAUUUUUAGAAACUUGAUUAGAUUAUUUAUUUGUUUUUAAAGUGCCUGUAUUUUUGUUCUGGAAUAUUUAAAGCUGUUGUCUAUUUUUUAUAUCUAGGAAAAAUGCUAAAUUAAAACAUCUCUCUUUAUGCUUGUGUGCAAUACAGCCAACACAUAGUUUGAGUGAGAUCCUGGUUCUGUGAGUAGUCUCACGGAUUUUGUUGUGAGAAUUUACAUGAGUAAACUAAUGGGAUAUAGCCCAACAUUAUAAUACUUCAAAUAUUUUUUAAAAAUAAAGAAACAGUAUAUGUUGAACACUUUUUUUGGGGGGGAGGGGGAAUUCUUCAAUUUUUCGUCUUACUUCAGCUGUUAUCUAUGAGGGUCCCAGGCUGCAGAGAUCCUCCCUGCAACUA
Molecule: messenger RNA, 2333 nt
Organism: Mauremys mutica (yellowpond turtle)
Lineage: Eukaryota; Metazoa; Chordata; Testudines; Geoemydidae
Gene: DMC1
Product: DNA meiotic recombinase 1
Exons: 14
Coding region: 390-1418 (342 amino acids)
Biological process (GO): DNA strand invasion; reciprocal meiotic recombination; chromosome organization involved in meiotic cell cycle
Cellular component (GO): nucleus; condensed nuclear chromosome
Molecular function (GO): double-stranded DNA binding; ATP-dependent DNA damage sensor activity; single-stranded DNA binding
Source: RefSeq, a predicted model, not a curated record